Molecule: messenger RNA, 1906 nt
Organism: Syngnathoides biaculeatus (alligator pipefish)
Lineage: Eukaryota; Metazoa; Chordata; Actinopteri; Syngnathiformes; Syngnathidae
Product: homeobox protein unc-4 homolog
Exons: 3
Coding region: 401-1906 (501 amino acids)
Biological process (GO): regulation of DNA-templated transcription
Molecular function (GO): sequence-specific double-stranded DNA binding; DNA-binding transcription factor activity, RNA polymerase II-specific
Source: RefSeq, a predicted model, not a curated record
UCCUCCCCCUUCCACCGACCCCAAAACAAACAAACAGAAAAAAAAACCAAAACAAUGUUCAGCCUCCUCUUGAGCGCCGUGACGUCACACAACCAUUAAGCCUCGUGAUUGGUCCCGCCAGCAGAUGGGGGAGUCCUAAUGAGCUGGCUCCAGGAGGGGGGAAGCGAGCUUGACAUCUCGGGCUGGACCACAACACGUCGCUGCCGGCUUUAUCACAUCGCGCUCAUCCGCAGGCACGCACGCACGCGACCUUCCUUCCUUCCUUUUUUUUUUUUUUUUUUUUAAAUUUAAUUUUUUUUUCCAAGCAACAUUUUGCUUCCUCUGUUGACUGCAUGUUCAGCCACACACGGCCCCCCCGCGCAUCGUCACGUCGGCCCCGCCGCAUGCAGCCCGGGCGAGGAUGGACAGUCGCGUCCUCGAGCAUCACCCUCACGCCCACUUCGGAGGCUCCUUGGGCGGGCUGGUGGGCUUCCCCUAUCCGCUCGGUGCUCAUCACCAUCACCACCACCAGCACCAGCACCACCAACAUCAGCAUCAGCAGCAGCACCUCCACCACUACGAGCUCGCCAGCGCCCACCAACUGCAGUCGGCGGCCGCCGUCCCCUUCACCAUAGACGGAUUACUAAACGGCUCUUGCUCGGCCUCGGUGGUCAGCUCCAGCGCGCUCUUGUCGCCCGACGGCCAGUACAAACUCUCCGAUUCCGGAGACCCAGACAAAGAGAGUCCCGGCUGUAAACGGAGAAGAACCAGAACCAACUUCACCGGCUGGCAGCUGGAGGAGCUGGAGAAGGCCUUCAACGAGAGCCACUACCCGGACGUGUUCAUGCGGGAGGCGCUCGCCCUCAGGCUGGACCUGGUCGAGUCCAGGGUUCAGGUCUGGUUCCAGAACCGACGUGCUAAGUGGAGGAAGAAGGAGAACACCAAGAAAGGGCCCGGGCGGCCGGCGCACAACUCCCACCCGACCACGUGCAGCGGCGAGCCCAUGGACCCCGAGGAGAUUGCGCGGCGGGAGCAGGAGCGCGCCGAAAAGAAGAAACGCAAGCAGGAGAGGAAGCUGCUCAAGUCGCAGAACAAACUUCUGCACGGCGACAGCUUCCACACGCCGGGCGGUUCCGAGAGCGACAGCGGCGUGUCGCAGUUCACCGACAGCGAGCAGCAGCCUUCUUCGGGCCCCAACGGGAAUAUUCACGGGGAGCCGCCGCUGACGUCGAGGGCUGCCGAAGGACACCGAACCGAAUCCAGCUGUGACCAAACCCGACAUGACUUCAGCCACCAAAACCAAAGAAGAGAAGCCGAGCCGGUUUCUCCGGGCGGCACGCACGGCUCGGGCAGCCCCGCGGGGCCGAGGUCCUCGGCCCUGCAGAAGCGCAACCCUUUCAGCGUGGAGAGCCUCCUCUCCGACGCCACGCCUCGCCGGAAGCCGCUGGACUUCCCCUCGCUGCCCGCCCAGAGGACACUGGUGGGUAAAGGUCACUUCUUGCUUUACCCCAUCACCCAUCAGCCCCUCGGCUUUCUCGUGCCCCAGACGGCCCUGAAGGCGUCACCGUGUCAGGACGGCGUCAACCGGCUCCACCUGGGACGCGGCCUCGAACAGACGUGCGCUCCCGCUGACCUCUCCUGCGCGCUCCCGAAACCCGUAAACGCGGAUCAUAAACCACACGACCGCCACAGUCCUGCUAGCAAUAGAGUCCACAUCGAGGAGGAGUGUGCCGGCGACCGUUCCGCGCUCGCCAAGUCUCAGGCAUCCUCUCGGUCCGCCGAUUCCGGCGAGGCGGGGAGAGUCCGGGCGGCGGCGCCGAGCGCAAAGGAGGCGCGAGCGUCUCCGGGCCUCCUCGGGGGUCUCGGCGCAAACGCGGACUGUAGGGAGGCGGCCGAAACAGAUGGCGAGGACGUGGAUAUGGACUGA